Molecule: messenger RNA, 734 nt
Organism: Solanum dulcamara
Lineage: Eukaryota; Viridiplantae; Streptophyta; Magnoliopsida; Solanales; Solanaceae
Product: zinc finger BED domain-containing protein RICESLEEPER 1-like
Exons: 2
Coding region: 11-685 (224 amino acids)
Molecular function (GO): DNA binding; protein dimerization activity
Source: RefSeq, a predicted model, not a curated record
UCCUGAAAAAAUGAAUAAAGUGCUUUUUAUUGCCUCUAUCUUAGAUCCUCGUAACAAACUUGAGUAUGUUGGCGACGCACUUGAGGAUAUGUUUGGAGAUGAUAAAGGGAAUAAAAUAAAAGAUGAAAUGGUGACUUACAUGAAAUCUAUGUUUGAAGAGUAUGUAGCAAAAUUCUCUAAUGCAUCUCGACGCUCAUCUUCUCUUUUUGAUUUAUCGGGUCAGACAUCGGAUUUAUCUAUAUCUAACAAUAGCACAAAAUCAACAAAAGUGAGAAAUAAGAUCCAAAUGAAGAGGAACAAACAAGAUGGUGCAGGUUUGGGUGGUAAGUCAGAGUUGGAAAAGUAUCUUAGUGAAGAACUAGAGCCGAAUGAUGAUGACGACAAUUUUGAUAUCUUGUCGUGGUGGAAAGCUCAUUCUCCUAGAUAUAAAAUUCUUUCCGAGAUGGCUCGUGAUGUGUUGGCAAUUCCAAUUUCUAGUGUGGCAUCGAAAUGUGCCUUUAGCACCGGGGGCCGUAUUCUUGAUUCAUUUAGGAGUUCUUUGACUCCAAAAUUGGUGCAAACUGUUAUUUGUCUUCAAGAUUGGCGUCGAAAUGAGCCUUAUCCCAUAAAUGUUGAAGAAGAUUUUAAUGAUCUUAUGAAACUUGAACUUGCUAUGGAUGAUAUUGACUUGCAUUGUUCAAGCUGAAAAACAGUAAAAGCAAAUUUUGGACUCUAUUUCCUCUGCUGCUACUGUU